AUGUUCGACUCCUCGAACGAGAAUCCCGAACUGAUUUGGAACGAGACGACACGUCAAAAAGUGAAAGGAAUCAUUGAUAACGAGGUGGUGAAGCUCUACGAACAACAUCUCAAAGAUCCGACGGCGAAAUGGAAUACGACUUCACUGGCAGACAAAUCGUGUGCUUAUGGAGACAGUAUUAGUGGAGAACUCGUCGUUGGAGGAGUGUUCGUCCGAUUAUUUGUCGAGAAUCCCGGAUGGUCGGUUAGACAUCCGAAACAGUUUGCCACUGAGUUGAUUGAGAAAGUGCUCGAACUAAUGUCUCGCCCCACCCCAGAAAUCGAUUUGGUCACAAAAGCGUUCGUUGAAUUAGUGCGUCAUCAUCCGAACACGGCGGAUCAACUACCCUCUCAAGGAUAUCUUCCCCAAUUCUGCACUGCAAUGUGUCUCCAAAACACGUCGGCCUCUCGUUCAGCGAUUCUCAUCCUUCAAGAACUCAGUGAGAAUCAAUUCUGUUGUGACGCGUUGUCUCAACUCCCUUGUAUCGAUGGAAUCAUGAAAUCGAUGAAGAAUCAACCGUCGUUGAUGAGAGAAUCGGCGCAUGCGUUGAAGUGUCUCAUGAAACGAAACACGGGAGAACUCGCUCAACAAAUGUUGAAUUGUGGAAUGGUCCCUUAUUUAUUACAAGUUUUGGAUUCUUCAAUGGACGGAGUCUCGAAUGGAGCCGCCGCCCGUGCUGAAAUUGUGGACGCGUUGAAAAGUGCGAUUCUGGAUCUGAAAGUUGGACAGAAGAUUGCCGAGAUUCUGGAUAAAAGUCCGAUUUGGGCGCAGUUUAAGGAUCAGAGACACGAUUUGUUCUUACCGGCUGCGAGGACGUUGGCUGUUACUGGCGGACCAACGGGAGACGCUGGAUACCUGGCGAUAGGAAUGUUCAAUCCACCACCAAUAUCCAAUCAACCACCACUAAUGCUUCAUGAUGAAGCCGGCGAUUUUCAGCCACCUCUCUAA
Messenger RNA from Caenorhabditis remanei, 987 nucleotides. RefSeq lists its product as uncharacterized. Gene Ontology annotation, cellular component: endosome membrane. The coding region runs from base 1 to 987 and encodes 328 amino acids. The transcript is spliced from 3 exons. Gene Ontology annotation, biological process: receptor-mediated endocytosis; endosome organization; regulation of early endosome to late endosome transport. NCBI's taxonomy places the organism in Eukaryota, Metazoa, Nematoda, Chromadorea, Rhabditida, Rhabditidae. The record is from RefSeq and is a predicted model, not a curated record.